UGGACACACAUUUUUGUGUGCAACUUUAAUAAACUUCAUUAAUUCAUCAUAUUUUUCCUCUGUCACCAUAGGCAUGUACUGCUCCAACAAAGGUCUUCAACAUGUCAGAACCAGGUUGUACAGCCCAAAAUGACCUUCCAAAUCCCAUGCCUCAGUCAGAAGGUCCUGCACCGGCUACUCCAGCCCCAGGACUCCAGACAGAUGAUCAGUCACCUCCAGUUCAGCCACCUUUGUAUCAGUCUGAACAGAUUUAUGAAGUUGUUCUCGAGGGUCAUGGAGAACACACAUACAUGUGUCCUGAUUCAGCUCCUCCACCUGCUGGGCUUCAGCCAGAUAAUCAACCACCUCCAGUUCAGCCCGUCAUGAAUCCGUCUGUUCCAAUUAAUGCAGUGCCUUACAUGAUUCAGCCGUAUAAAGGCUAUCCAGUCCAGAGCUACCUUCCAAAUGCCAUACCUCAGACAGCAGGACCUGGACCGGUUCCUCUAGCCGUGGGGCUAGAGCCACAGAAUCAACCACUUCCGGUUCAGACAGUCAUGAAUCUGCCUGGUCCAAUGCCAUACCUCAGACAGCAAGACCUGGACCGGUUCCUCUAG
This is a messenger RNA of Sinocyclocheilus anshuiensis, 593 nucleotides long. RefSeq names its product vegetative cell wall protein gp1-like. Bases 102 to 593 code for a protein of 163 amino acids. The transcript has 5 exons. The record is from RefSeq and is a predicted model, not a curated record. Lineage: Eukaryota; Metazoa; Chordata; Actinopteri; Cypriniformes; Cyprinidae.